Molecule: messenger RNA, 1659 nt
Organism: Haliotis rubra (blacklip abalone)
Lineage: Eukaryota; Metazoa; Mollusca; Gastropoda; Lepetellida; Haliotidae
Product: FMRFamide receptor-like
Exons: 2
Coding region: 1-1452 (483 amino acids)
Biological process (GO): G protein-coupled receptor signaling pathway
Cellular component (GO): membrane
Molecular function (GO): G protein-coupled peptide receptor activity
Source: RefSeq, a predicted model, not a curated record
AUGCCAUCUGUAAAUCAGACUCAUGAAGCCGAUCUGGUGAUAUUAGCGGAGCGCAAUCUCCCACCACCAUCAGAGUCUCCAGGGAGCUACUACGUCCCGCGUCCAGGAUACUGCCGAGCUGUGAUCCAGGAAGUGACGUCAAGUGUCAGACGGAGCACCUGGACAUCGCACCGCAGUCGUGUUGCUCCAGAAGAUCUCAACCCCACAGCGUCACCGCGUACGACCUGGAAGUACGGCGGUCUGGUCCAACGUGGAAGACUGUGGAUAUUCGACGGCAUGUUUCAAGAGAACUGGAGCGUGAGCACGUUUAUCUCAGAUAUGCUUAGAAACGUGACACAAAGUAUCCUUGACAUUUCGUCAGAGACAGAAGAGAAUGACACAGAUUUGGGUGAUGCAGUAUAUAGAGACGAGAUCUGGACAGGGCGAGUAGGGAUAUACGGUAUAGGAGGAACGGCUAUUGCCUUAUUUGGACUUGUAGCCAAUGCAAUGGCAAUUAUAGUGCUGUCCCAAUACAAACAAAAGUCGUCUGCUCCUCUGUUACUGAUACUGUUGGCUCUGUGCGACUCCACGUUGCUUGGGUCGGACAUGGUCUUGGAGACGCUCGCCACUCUGUCUGGCGGCAAUGUCAUCUCGGGGUCCUACAACGACUGGCUGAAGCCCGGAUACGUCUACCUUUUCCAUGUCUCCUACAUUGCCCAGACAGGAACAACAUACAUGACUGUCCUCAUCACCGUAGAACGCUACAUCGCCGUCGUCAAACCGCUCCUUGCGGCGCGGUUGUGCAGCAGGUCGGCAGCUUGGAAAGCUAGCGCCGCCAUCUUGGUUUGGAGCAUUGUGUACCACACACCCAGGUAUCUGGCUUAUACUAAUUACUAUGAAUACCAGGCCGAUACCAAUUCAACAAAGCUCAUCUUCAACAGAACAGACUUUGGGAAUGGGUUUUUCUAUAAAGAAGUGUUUAUGGUGUGGAUUAAUUUCUCGCUGGAGUUUUUUGUCCCAGCUGCAAUCCUUGUGGUCCUCAACGUCUUGCUUAUAAGAGCUCUUAAGAAGAGCAAAAGUUUCGAGGUCAGCCGGGCUGGUGCCAGGGCUCGGAAGGGACAGCGACUGACCGCAAUGGUGUUGGCCGUGACAUCUCUGUUCUUCUUCUGCGAGCUGUUUUCCGUCACCUCCCUAAUCAUCACCCGCAGCAUCAACAAUUACAGGGAGUGUUCCGUCUUCUGCAACAACUUCAUCGCCCUCGCAGACACCAUGGUGAUCGUUAACUCCGCCUCGAAUUUCUUCCUGUACUGCGCCGUCGGGAAGAGGUUUCGGGACAUCUUCUUACAGAUGUUUUGCCGGAUCCCGUUCAGGACGUCGCGGUCCUCGUCCAGCAACACGCGUACCACGUCACAGGGCCACACCAAGAUGGUCAGCAUGACGAAGCUGGACCGUCGGAGUGUGGUAGCAAACUGAUACAAGCUGGCCGCAUGUUGUCCUGACCUCUGUCAAACAUUCCUUCCAUAAAGAGUGACUUUAUCUUGCUUUACUCUUCACUGAGCAAUAAAAUAACUGCCACGUCGUCCAUAACGACAAGAUAGUGUCAUUUAGGGAGCGAGUGAGUGGGUUUAGUUUUACGCCGCACUCAACAAAUUACAGCUAUAUGGCAACGGUCGGUACAUG